CAAAUUCAGUAAAUUACAGUAAAACAAAUACUGUACAUAGAGAUACAAACAUGAAAACAUAAUGGAGGGGGAAAGAAGACAGCUUCACAAGAAAACAAAGUGUGAACCGUGACAUUAGAGAUGUCACAUUUAUACAUAAAGGAUCCCACCACUGUUGCACAUAUUUUGCUAUCAGUCUUCGUUUGAGACGGCUUUCUUUCUACUUCUUAAAGCAGCUUUUUGAUACAAAAAAAUUAAUUUUUGUACUAAAAACUGCUUUAAGAAGCUGUAAAACAGCUGUCCCAAACAAAACUCUAGUGUUGGAGAUCGAUCUCUCUGGAGAGUAAAAAUUGUAUCAAGAUAUCUUCAUAUAAAUUGUAUAAAGAUGGACCUAAACUCUUUGUAUAUAACACUAAUUUCAAAGCAAAUCUAAUGGUUUUCGAGUCUAUUAUGAUGUGAUUUAUAUUAGGAUUUGCAAAUUUUGACAAGCUUUAAAAGCCCCACCCUUAGCUCAGUCUACCUCCCCAAAGUUAGACAUGGCAGAUCAAUUCUCUGCAAAUGAUCAGUCAGCAGAAGUAGAAGAAUACAUCGACAUGGAUAUAAGAUCUACAACAAUAUUCUGCUACCACAUUUCCUCUCCAAAUCACAAAGAAUUUGAGUUCCAUCUUGCAAGCAACCCACCACAUAAACAAACAAGUAUCUCCACAGCAGACGAGCACUUCGACAAAGGAAAUCUUUUUUCCUUUGAGGAGGAAAAGCUCCUCAAGGAUUCAGAAACCAUGACUACAGCUGGUGAGAUCGACAUUGUUUCUUCAAUCGAGUUAGAAAGCAACAAAUCAUGGUCAAAGAAGCUGAAGGGCAUUGGGCAAUCCUUGGUCAGGUUCAAAAUAUCGAAAGCUUAUUUCAAAUCACUUAUCACCACGAAGAAGGAAGCUGAAUGGAGUUACAGGAAGUCACAUAACUCUGUUUUUUUGAGGAAUCUUACAAGCAAAUCUGUGUCAGCAACUUCACUGAGCUCAACUUCUUCAUCUUCGUUUUCAAGUGUGAGCAGAAUCUCACAUACACUGAAGAGAAGCAGCAGCAUGAGCUCAGAGAUGGAGCGUUCUGUAAUGGGAGCUAUAGCUUACUGUAAGAAAUCACAGUAGAUUUAUGGAUGGAAGGAAGAGUGCAGGUGAAUCGUUAAUGUAGCACUUAGUUCAUUGUCUUCUGCUAUGAUAGCUUCUGAAUAUUGAGAUGAAGGAGAGAGGGAUUUGAUAAGCCGAAUAACAAGGAAAUUAUUGUAAUGUUCCAAACUGGAUUUUCUUCUUUUUUCCUUCUUCUUUUGUUUUCAAGUUAUUUGAGAUUCGAAUA
Messenger RNA from Dendrobium catenatum, 1329 nucleotides. Its product is annotated as probable membrane-associated kinase regulator 4. Gene Ontology annotation, cellular component: plasma membrane. The record is from RefSeq and is a predicted model, not a curated record. Lineage: Eukaryota; Viridiplantae; Streptophyta; Magnoliopsida; Asparagales; Orchidaceae. The transcript has a single exon. Bases 516 to 1124 code for a protein of 202 amino acids. Gene Ontology annotation, molecular function: kinase inhibitor activity.